Molecule: messenger RNA, 3195 nt
Organism: Haliotis rubra (blacklip abalone)
Lineage: Eukaryota; Metazoa; Mollusca; Gastropoda; Lepetellida; Haliotidae
Product: apolipophorins-like
Exons: 13
Coding region: 117-3044 (975 amino acids)
Biological process (GO): lipid transport
Molecular function (GO): lipid carrier activity
Source: RefSeq, a predicted model, not a curated record
CAGAAACCACGACGAACGCUGUGACACACGUUCCAUUACACUACACGGUGUCAAGCAAGCAGCCACCACACAGCAACACGACUGCGGGAAGGGUCUCCCCCCAAAAACCCAACACAAUGUAUUCAACAACAGCAUUUACGCUGUUAGCUCUGCUAGCAAGUGCUCUGGCAGGGCCAAUCACCUACCAGUCCCGCGACGAGACGACAUCCUGCGCCAGACGAUGCCGAGACACGAACAAAUUCAACUACGUCCCUGGAACUACCUAUGAAUUCGAGUACAAUGUUCAGACCCAUACAUCCAUGGAAGGAGCAUCCAGUGAUCAAGCGACUCUUGGUAUUCGGGCAACAGCUGAUAUUGAGGUCCUGUCUAAAUGCGACAUGGCUCUUAGGCUGCGCGACGUGAAGGUAUACCAGUCUGAUCCUUCAACCUCUACACCAAUGAAGUACGCUGAUGAGUCAGGGGAGUUCAGAAGGAACCUAGAACGAUCGCCCCUCCGCUUUUCCUUCCAAGAUGGCAUAGUGGAAGAACUGUGCCCAGCUGAGGGUGAAACAACAUGGGCUCUCAACAUCAAAAGAGGACUUCUCACUGCUGUCCAGAACAGUAUGGAUAACCUGGAAAAGAAUCAGAGAGUAAAAGAGAAUGACGUCACGGGCGAAUGCAAAACAGACUACACGGUGGCAUCACGUGGCUGGUACUCUACAACUAUUAAGAAGAGCAAGAACCUCCUUGGCUGCACUGAUCGUAAUGGCUAUCACAGCUCAGUCCAUGGCAUGCAGUACAGAGUUCCUUCAGAGAUCCAGUCUCUGCCCCUCAUGAAGAGUACACACGAGUGUGAACAGGAACUGGACAAGAAUGGACUCCUCAAGAGUGCGCUCAUCCGGGAGACACACACAUUCAGGCCCUUCUCUAGAGCCACCAGCGGUGCCACAACCAAAGUCCUUCAGAGACUCAACUACAAGACUCAGAGAUCUGGUGUUACCACAAGACAAGAUUAUAUUCGGAAUCGGGCAGGACUUGUGUUUGAACAUGCCUAUGGCCCAGGAAACAAAGACCAACCAAUGAGAGACGCUGAGAGUAAACUGCGAGAGAUCUGUCAGAAUACACGAGAGGAUAUCCGCCCGGACACACCACGCUUGUUUUCGGAGCUUGUCUACGUCAUCAAAAACCUCAAUGUUGAUGACAUUAGAAGGGUCUACGAGCAAGUUAAAUCUGGAGCUAUCUGCACUGACAACAUAGAGAGGGUCAAGAAGUUCUUCCUGGACACUAUCCCGAUGGCCAGCACAAGUGCAUCUGUCACGUUCUUGAAAGACAUUCUGCUGAAAAGAGAGGUCACUGGAGCACAGGCAACCAUGUGGAUCACAUCCCUGUCUCUCAUCCACUACCCCACCAUGGAGAUGUUGCAGGAAGUAAAGGCACUUCUUGACACCCCUCAGUACAGCAAGGCCGCCAUGCUUCCAAUCUCCACUAUGGUCAAUAACUAUUGCAACCAUCACGAAGACUGUUCUGUGGAAUCCACGAUCACAAAUAUCAUCUCUACCAUGGAGAAGACCAUUGGUUAUGGCUGCUACAUCAGAGAUUCUAAUCUGGAGACGAGUCUUGUGGCCCUUCGUGCUCUCGGAAAUGCAGGCCAUCUGGACAGAUUGGCCACUACAAUUAGCAGCUGCUUCAACAAACAAUCCAACCCCACGGAGGUCCGAGUAGCUGCCAUCCAGGCCUACAGAAGACUGCCCUGUACUGCCGAUAGAAGCAACGUUAUGACCAUCUACCAAGAUUCCGAUGAGGAUGCCGAGCUGAGAAUUGCAGCCUACUUGGCUGUAAUGCAGUGUCCAUCUGAAGAUGUCUUCAGCAGAAUCCAAGCGUCUCUCGAGUCGGAGAAAGUUAAUCAAGUUGGAUCCUUUGUCUGGUCUCAUCUAACCAACCUGAUGGAAACAUCCAGUCCACAGAAGCAGACCAUCAGACGAAUCCUCGAGGACAAAACCCUUGGAAGGAAUUUCGACCUCUCAACACUCAAGUAUUCACGCAACUAUGAAGGUUCUCUAUUCCUGGAGAAAUUCAACACUGGCGCCAUGCUCGAGAGUAAUGUCAUCUUUUCAGAUAAAUCCUUCUUUCCUCGUUCUGCUAUGCUCAAUAUGACAGUGGAUCUCUUUGGGAACUCUCUCAAUCUUUUGGAGCUUGGUGGACGCAUGGAAGGAGUGGAGUAUCUCAUUGAGAACUACCUUGGCCCUUACAGCUACUUUGGAGGAAAGGCAGCCAAGAAACCAAAGAGUACUGUCAACCUUGAUCACCUAAGAGGAGACUUAUACAUGAGGAUCUUUGGCAAUGAAAUGUACUAUGACCAUUUCAAAGGCGUAGAUCCAUUGGCAUCCAUCAAGAACUUCAACUUUCUGGACUUCCUUAUCAAGAUGUCCAAGAAGCAAGAUUACUCCUUCACUCAGAGUAUGAUAAUCCUGGACAGUAGCAUGAUUAUCCCUACCAGCUCCGGUCUCCCCCUCAAUCUCACUGUAAACGGAACAGCCACCAUCGACCUCCAGGCCUCUGGUCAAGUGGACCUCCGUAAAAUGACAACUUCACCAAGCAGUCUCCUCAUUGAUGGACACAUCAAGCCAAGUGGAGCUAUCAAGAUUGUUGGAACAAUGAGCAUGGAUGCCUUUGUCACCAAAACCGGCCUUCGAGUUGUCAAUACCUGGCAUUCCAGCACUGCAUUGAAAGGGCGUGUAGAACUCAGCCGGGGAAAGAUUCUUAGUGCAGACAUUGACUUUCCACAACAGAAAAUGGAAAUCCUUGAUGUCAACACAGAGUUCUUCAGCAUUCAUGGUGAUCAGGAGAAGAAACAAGACUUGGUCACAGACAACCGAAAGAGGCUGGAACUGUGCACAGGAACCAGACUUGCCACCAUCACUGGCCUUGAGCUCUGUAAUGAAUUCCAGUGGUCUAAUGCUUCCAUGGUAGAUGCUGCUCCAUACUUCCCCCUUCACAGGGCCCUUCUCUCAAAGCCUUGUUCUUUACAAGAGGGACACACACACUGGCUACAAACUCAUGGCUAAACAAUCAACGAAUCAGUAUUCCACUGUUGCUCAGAUAGCUCUGAACACACCUGGAUCCAGAACUGAUCGAUCUUUGGCUUUCGACUUUCUUCUAAAUAAGAAAACCAAAGACCUUGAAAUCAACCUGGCGUCCCCAUGGAAGAAGGCAGCA